This is a messenger RNA of Naegleria lovaniensis, 849 nucleotides long. RefSeq lists its product as uncharacterized. The transcript has a single exon. Lineage: Eukaryota; Heterolobosea; Eutetramitea; Acrasida; Naegleriidae. The record is from RefSeq and is a predicted model, not a curated record. Gene Ontology annotation, molecular function: fatty-acyl-CoA binding. Gene Ontology annotation, biological process: fatty acid metabolic process. The coding region runs from base 1 to 849 and encodes 282 amino acids.
AUGAGCGAAUCAUCAUCACCCACAACAGGUGCUGUUGUUCAAGAUGAUACAACGGAUGAUCAUCAUCUCAUUGAAAAUAAUUUUAAAAAAUUGUUAAAUAGUGGUUUAAUUGAGGAUGAAGAUGGCUCUCCCAAAAAACCUUUUCCUUUUGAAUUGUUAACGGAUGAUUUGAUGGAUAUGUAUGCCUAUUACAAACAAGCAACGAUCGGAGAUUGUCCUACCAACACAAAACCCUAUUGGUUUCAAUUUACUGAAAAGAUGAAAUGGGAAUCAUGGGUGCGAGUGAAAGGGAUGAACUCGAUUGAAGCUAAAAAGCAAUACUUGAUCAAAAUUUUGGAAAGCAUUGAGGAUGAGGAAAGUGAAGAAUUGAGUGAUGAAUGGAAAAAUUGGUUGAAAGAAGUGAAUAAUCCUGAAGAUCACACGAGAAAUUUGGAAACUGAUGAUGAUGUCAUUUCAUUUGCCUUGAUUAACAAAAUGAAUACUACUGCACUGGAAAAGAAGUCAGUGUCUUCAAGUGAUGAAAAUACACUGCCACAACCAGGUGAGGUGGAAGUAAUCAAAAUUGGUGAUCUUAAAACUAAAUGCGUUGAGCUAGAGCGAUAUUUGAUUAACGAAACGCAUACGUUACGAACAUUAUUCGAAGAAAAGCAAAAGAAAAUUGCAGAACUUGAAGAAUGUGUUAAAGAAUUACAGAAUCCAAAUUACUCGCUUGAAGAAAUUAGAGAAAUAAUUUUAUCCACCUGUAACUCAGACACCAAACAACUGGUGGAAAAUAUAGAUUCAAGUUACCAGUUGCUGAUAGCAGCAGUUGACAAGACAAAUGUAUGUUUUGUAAUUUUUGUUCAAUGA